GAUUUUAGUCACAAACACAUUCCCGCUUGCUCACUUCGUUUGAAUUUUUUGAUCCGAGUUACAAAUUCUCAAAGAUCCAACAGAGAAAGAAUCUCUCUCUCUGGCUAUGGCUCCUCACUUCGUUUUCCCACAGAGCCUCAGAGAACUAGAAGAAGACCACGAAGAUAACCGCCUUUACGCUCAGAACUCCAUCGAUGUCGCUUCGCUUCGUUCUUCUGAACUCGAAGAGUUCGUCAAAGGUGUUUCUUUUGAUCUUUCUGACAAGGAGCUCUUUUGCAUUGAAGAUCAAGAUAUCUUUGAUCGUGUUUAUUCAUUGAUUCGUGGUUAUGCUAGUCUCCCUUCAUCUUGUAAAUUGAAUCUCGUAGAGAGUCUUCGAUCCAAUCUCAGUGUUCUUCUUCCAAAUGUUGAUUCGCUCACUCGAACUCAGGAUGACGACACUCUGGUGCACGAUAGGGUUGCUUCACAUCGUAAUGCUUUUAAAAUCUACACAUUUUUCCUCAUCAAUGUUGUUCUUGCUGAGGAGUCCAAUGCUGGUUCCAGCAACAAUCCGAAGGUAAUAGCAACUACAAGGAAGAAACUUAUCAAAAACUCAUGGAAUUGGGAGCCUCAGAGGGGUAGGAUACUCAAUUUGAUUGCUAAUUCACUAGAGAUCAACCUUGCGUUGCUCUUUGGUUCCACGGACCCAGAUGAAAACUAUCUGUCUUUCAUUGCGAAACAUACAUUCUCUAUGUUUGAGAAUGCAAUUCUUUUAAAAGACUCCGACACAAAAGAUGCUCUAUGCCGUAUAAUUGGGUCAUGCGCUACAAAAUACCACUACAUGGCACAAUCGUGUGCUUCUAUCAUGCACCUAAUUCAUAAAUAUGAUUUUGUUGUUAUCCCCAUGGCUGAAGCAGUUGCUGGUGCUAAGAAGAAGUAUGCUGAUGGAAGCCUGGCCAGUGCCCUUGUCAGAGAGAUUGGUAGGACUAACCCAAAAGACUAUGUGAAGGACACUGCUGGGGCUGAAAAUAUUGGGCGUUUUCUGGUAGAGAUUGCUGACCGGUUGCCAAAGCUGAUUUCAACCAACAUUGGAAUCCUGGUCCCACACUUUGGUGGGGAAUCUUAUAAGAUAAGGAAUGCUCUUGUUGGGGUUCUUGGAAAGUUAGUUGCAAAGGCGUUUAAGGAUGAUGAGGGUGAAGUGAGUUCUAAAUCAGUUCGUCUCCGAACCAAGCAAGCCAUGUUGGAAAUUUUGCUUGAACGGUGUCGAGAUGUUUCAGCUUAUACUAGGAGCCGCGUUCUUCAGGUUUGGGCUGAACUGUGUGAAGAGCAUUCUGUUUCAAUUGGUUUGUGGAAUGAGGUUGCAGAAGUUGCUGCUGGAAGGUUGGAGGAUAAGUCUGCAAUUGUCAGGAAAUCUGCACUGAAUUUGCUUAUAAUGAUGUUACAGCACAAUCCGUUUGGCCCACAACUUCGAGUAGCUUCAUUUGAAGCAACCUUAGAGCAGUAUAAGAAGAAGCUGAAUGAGCUUGAACCAGAUGUGCCUGCAGAAAGUGUUGAGGAUGAUCUACCUUCUGAUAAUGAUACUUGCAAUGAAAAUGGUGAAGUUCAUAACAUAGAUGCUCAAGUUCUGGCUGAAGAGCAGCAGGAAAGUUCAACUGAUAGUUGUUUGACUCAGAUGGAAGAAGAGAUUAUUCAGAAGGAUAAUUCUGUGCCAGAUGUUGGGAAUUUGGAGCAGACCAGGGCCUUGGUUGCAUCACUUGAGGCUGGCUUAAGGUUUUCUAAGUGUGUCUCUGCCACAAUGCCUACACUUGUUCAAUUAAUGGCUUCAUCUUCUGCCUCUGAUGUUGAGAACACAAUUCUCUUGUUGAUGAGGUGCAAACAGUUCCAGAUUGAUGGUUCAGAAGCCUGCCUCCGCAAGAUGUUGCCACUGGUAUUUUCCCAGGAUAAAUCCAUCUAUGAGGCUGUGGAGAAUGCCUUUGUUACAAUUUAUAUAAGGAAAAACCCAGUAGAAACUGCAAAAAAUCUUUUGAGUCUUGCCAUAGAUUCAAAUAUAGGAGAUCUAGCAGCUCUGGAGUUUAUUGUUGCGGCCUUGGUGUCCAAAGGUGAUAUAUCUACUGGCAUGAUAUCAGCAUUAUGGGAUUUCUUUUGCUUUAGUGUUAGUGGAACCACUGCAGAGCAAAGUCGUGGUGCUUUAUCUGUCCUUUGCAUGGCGGCAAAAUCAUCCCCUGUUAUUCUUGGUUCUCACUUACAAGACAUUAUUGAUAUCGGGUUUGGUCGUUGGGCUAAGGUGGAUCCUUUGCUUGCUAGAGCAGCAUGCUUUGCUCUUCAAAGAUUAUCUGAUGAUGACAAGAAAAAGUUGCUAUCAGUUAAUGGCAGUCGUGUAUUUGGUAUGCUGGAAAGCUUAAUUGCAGGAUCUUGGCUUCCAGAGAAUAUAUGGUAUGCUGCUGCUGAUAAAGCAAUAGCUGCCAUAUAUACAAUUCAUCCCACUCCAGAAACACUAGCUGCUGAUAUAGUGAAGAAAUCUCUUAGUUCUGUGUUUGAUUGUAGCGGAGGAGAUGAGUUGCACAAUGACAUUGACAGUGGUAGUGCCAGCAUACUUACCACAGUGCAAGUUGCGAAAUUGAGUAGAUAUUUAUUUAUUACAAGUCAUGUUGCCAUGAAUCAAUUAUUAUAUGUUGAAUCUUGUGCUCGAAAGAUCCAGAAACAAAGAGCUGCAAAAGAAAAGGCAGAUAUUGAUCGUCACAACUUACAAAGUAAUGGCAUAACACCUGCUGAUACACUUAAGGACAAUAAUAUCAAUGCCGAGCUAGGUCUUGCUGCAUCUGCAGAUGCAAUGCUUGAUACAUUAUCUGACAAAGCAGAAAAAGAGAUUAUUUCUGGUAAUUCCAGUGAGAAGAACUUGAUUGGACAUUGUGCACCUUUCCUGUCAAAGCUUUGCAGAAAUUUUAGUCUGAUGCAAAAGUAUCCAGAACUACAAGCAUCUGGAAUGCUUGCUUUAUGUCGAUUUAUGAUCAUUGAUGCAAAAUUUUGUGAUGCGAACCUACAGCUUCUCUUCACUGUCGUGGAGAAUGCAUCCUCAGAAACUGUUCGUUCCAAUUGCACUAUUGCUCUUGGAGAUUUGGCAGUUCGGUUUCCUAACCUGUUAGAACCAUGGACUGAGAACAUGUAUGCCCGGUUACAGGAUGCUUCAGUUUCUGUUAGGAAGAAUGCUGUUCUGGUGCUUUCGCAUCUCAUAUUGAAUGAUAUGAUGAAGGUAAAAGGUUAUAUAAAUGAAAUGGCUAUACAGUUAGAAGAUGAAGAAGAGCGCAUUUCAAGUCUAGCCAAGCUUUUUUUCCAUGAGUUAUCUAAGAAGGGAAGCAAUCCAAUAUAUAAUUUGCUUCCCGAUAUACUUGGCAAAUUAUCUAUCCGGAAUCUGAAGAGAGAGUCUUUCUGCAACAUCAUGCAGUUCCUAAUUGCUUCCAUCAAGAAGGACAAACAAAUGGAAGCUCUUGUUGAAAAGCUCUGCAAUAGAUUUAAUGGAGUUACAGAUAUCACACAAUGGGAAUAUAUUUCUUACUGCCUCUCUCAGCUGACAUUUACUGAGAAAGGAAUGAAAAAACUCAUGGAGUCAUUCAAGACAUAUGAACAUGCCUUAUCAGAGGAAUCUGUGAUGGACCAUUUCAAGAAUAUAAUAAACAAGAGCAAGAAGUUUGCAAAACCAGAACUGAAAUCGUGCAUUGAGGAGUUUGAGGAUAAACUUAAUAAAUUUCACGUGGAAAAGAAGGAGCAAGAAGUGACUGCAAGAAAUGCCCAAAUUCAUCAGCAGAGAUUUGGUAGCACGGAAGGAUUACCAGUAUCUGGGAACAAUGGAGAAGAUGGUGCAGAAUCUGAUACUGAAGGGGCCACUAAAUCCAGAGCUAAGAAAAGCAGCAUGAAAGAUCAAAAGGGCAAUGUUUCUGCAUCCACCAAAAGAAGUAUUAGGUCAAAGCGAAGGUAGAAGAAACGGUGUGAAAUUAUUCUGAUCAAUCCUAUGUUUUGUUUUUUUUUUUUUGUGAAUGGAAGCAAGAAGUUGUAGUUGUUUUGUAGAAGGUGUUUGUAUUGUAAUGAUUUGAUGUAAUACUGUUGCUUGAGUUAGGUAAAAGAGUACCAAAAGGGGCAGGGUGGGGGGUUGGGUGGAACAUAUUACAUAUCUAUCUGACCAGUAGAAAAGAAAGAUGUUUGUAAGUGAGUCAUGUAUAUAUCUUGCCCUGCUUAAUGAAGACACAAACAUUAGUAGUUCUCA
This is a messenger RNA of Quercus lobata, 4234 nucleotides long. Its product is annotated as binding protein. The transcript is spliced from 16 exons. Bases 107 to 3949 code for a protein of 1280 amino acids. The record is from RefSeq and is a predicted model, not a curated record. Lineage: Eukaryota; Viridiplantae; Streptophyta; Magnoliopsida; Fagales; Fagaceae. Gene Ontology annotation, biological process: mitotic cell cycle; meiotic chromosome condensation; mitotic chromosome condensation. Gene Ontology annotation, cellular component: condensin complex; nucleus; condensed chromosome, centromeric region. Gene Ontology annotation, molecular function: histone binding.